AUGGAGUUGUGGGGGGUCCCAGCGCCCCCCCUCCUCCUCCUCCUCCUCCUCCUCUUCCUCCUGCUCCCCCCGCAGCUGCUGCCCCUGCCUCUCCCCUCUCCUGUUCAGGAUCCCUCGGCUCAGGACAUCAGCUUGAGCGUGGACUGGCUCACCCGCUAUGGCUACCUUCCGGCCCCAGACCCGACCCAAGCCCAGCUGCAGAGCCAAGUUCUCCUCCGGGAUGCAAUCCAGACCAUGCAGAGGUUUGCAGGGCUGAAGGAGACGGGCUUCAUGGACCAGCAGACCAUGGCCAUGAUGCGGAAGCCGCGCUGCUCCCUGCCUGACCUGGUCGGGGCCGCGGGGCUGGUGCGGCGGCGGAGGAGGAGAUAUGCACUCAGCGGCAGCAUGUGGAACAGGCGGUCCCUGACCUGGAGGGUCCGAUCUUUCCCUCGGGCCUCGGGCCUGAACACGGACACGGUUCGCACCCUGAUGCAGUAUGCGCUGGCAGCGUGGGGGACCGUGGGCGGACUGGAGUUCCGUGAGGUCGAGGCAGGGGCUGCCGCGGAGGCCGACAUCCUCAUUGACUUCUCCCGCGCCUACCAUGAGGACGGCUACCCCUUCGACGGCCCAGGGGGCACGCUGGCCCAUGCCUUCUUCCCCGGGGAACACCCCAUCUCGGGAGAUACGCAUUUUGACGAAGAGGAAGCCUGGACUUUCGGGGAGGAUGAUGGCGGCGGGACGGACCUGUUUGCAGUGGCAGUCCAUGAGUUUGGUCACGCGCUGGGCCUGGCACACUCCUCCGCCCCCAACUCCAUCAUGCGGCCUUUCUACCAGGGCCCCGCCGGGGAGCCCAGCCGGUACCGCCUCCCUCCCGACGACCAGGAGGGCCUGCAGCAGCUCUAUGGGAAGGGGCCGAAGACCCCGAAACCACGGCCUUCAAGGAAACCUCUCAUCCCCCCUCCCCAGCCCCCGCGGCAGCCCCCAGGCAGCCCUUCAGAGCCAGGCCCCGAUCGCUGUGUUGGUGGAUUUGAUGCUAUCGCCAACAUCCGGGGGGAGAUCUUCUUCUUCAAAGGCCCGUGGUUCUGGCGUCUGCAGCCCUCGGGCCAGUUGGUGUCCCCUCGGCCGGCCCAGCUGCAUCGUUUCUGGGAGGGGCUCCCUUCGACCGUGCAGGCCAUCGACGCGGCUUACGCGCGGCCCCGGGAUGGACGCAUUAUGCUCUUCGAUGGCCCCCGGGUCUGGGUGUUUCAGGAUCGGCAGCUGGAGUCAGACUCGCCCUGGCCGCUGACCAAGCUGGGACUCCCAGCCGGGGAGAGGGUGGAUGCCGUCUUCACGUGGCCCCAGAAUGGCAAGACCUACCUGUUCAGGGGCAGCCAGUACUGGCGUUACGACGAGAGUGCCCGCAGCCUUGACCCCGGUUACCCUAAACCUUUGAGCCUCUGGGAAGGGGCCCCUCCCGCUCCCGAUGAUGUCAUUAGCGGCAACAAAGGUGACACCUACUUCUUCAAAGGCUCCUACUACUGGCGCUUUGAUCCUGGCAGUGUGGUGGCAGCCACGGACUCCCCCCGCCCCAUGGGUCCCGAGUGGCUCGACUGCCCCUCCUCCAGUCAGGACCCCCCCUCAAACCCCAAGCCGAGGGCUCCCCAAUCUCCAGGAGACUGCGACUGCCACUGCAAUAUCAUUGCUCGGGCGAGCACUGCAUCCCCCCAACUGCUGUUGUUACUGCUGGCUGGGGGAAUACCUUGGCUUUGA
Messenger RNA from Tachyglossus aculeatus (Australian echidna), 1728 nucleotides. It is a transcript of the gene MMP25, whose product is annotated as matrix metallopeptidase 25. The transcript has 10 exons. Bases 1 to 1728 code for a protein of 575 amino acids. Gene Ontology annotation, molecular function: metalloendopeptidase activity; zinc ion binding. Gene Ontology annotation, biological process: extracellular matrix organization; proteolysis; collagen catabolic process. The record is from RefSeq and is a predicted model, not a curated record. NCBI's taxonomy places the organism in Eukaryota, Metazoa, Chordata, Mammalia, Monotremata, Tachyglossidae. Gene Ontology annotation, cellular component: extracellular matrix.